CGCUCAUGACGGGGGAAUUCCCUUAGACGUGUGUUGCACCUAUUAGCAGAGACGAGAUUCCGUUUGCGAGAUCAUUUCCAGUUUAGGCUCCGGUUAGAUAGAACGGUUUAUUUUUCCAGUGUCGAAAAAUGGCAAAAGCCACCAUGCUGCAUAUUUUGUGGAUUUGGUCCAUCGUGGGAUUGGCAAACGCAGAGGAGAUGGUCAACUGUUUCGGCAAUGGUCAAUGCAAUGAUUUUCAUGCGAUUGUUCAAGGACCACAGGAUGUUGAAGCAGUUAUCCGAACUUAUAGUUACUCUAAAAAAGCCGACUUCCACGGUAAUCUGUUGACACGGUUUCUUCCCAAUGUACAGAAACCAACAGUGCAAUGGGAAAAGUUGAAUAUUUCCUAUAACUUGUUGGAAAGUGAUAUUUUUGACCAGAUUAAUAGUCCUAAGCUGAAAUAUGUUGAUAUUACCUAUAAUCAGCUAACGACGGUUACAGUACCAGCUUCAGUUAUUGAAUUUAUUGCAGAGCGAAAUAAGUUAACCAGCAUCACAAUCAAAUCAACCAGCCUAAAAAGGCUUAUUUUACCAAAAAACAAAUUAGACUCAUUCAUGGGACUCAAUAACCUUCGUCUGUUACAAGAAUUGGACUUAUCUUGUAAUCAACUCGAAACUCUCAAUAUAAACGAACUAUCGUCAAUGAGGGAUCUCAAAUCCUUGAGCUUAGCAAAUAAUCAUAUAUCAUUUAUUGAUGGGAGCACAAGCCAGCUUUCAUCACUGAAAUAUCUCGAUUUGUCCAACAACUUAUUGACUAUGGUCGAUGAAGCAUUCAAAAGUUUUCCAAAUUUGAACAAUCUGUAUCUACAAAACAAUAAAAUAGUCAUGUGGAUCAAGGAAAUGCCUAUUUCUAGGACUCUACAAGAGGUCAAUAUCCAAAAUAACGAUUGGUACUGUAGCAAUCUGGAAAUGCUGAAAUCAAAACUCGGCAAUACAAUGGUUCGAGGUCCAGAGAUUGCAUGUUCCCCGGUGGAGUCUCCCUAUGCCAAUCGAGUGAUCAAGUAUCGAAAAAAAAAAUUCAACGCUCUCAUGGAGGGGGCAGCUCAACGAGUAGGCAAUAUAACGUGUGAUUCCUUCAAGCCUAACCCAUGCGAUGGAGAUGACAACCGGGUUAAGGAAGUGGCCGGAUCUGCAAUCAGCAAUGCCGGUGAUCUUGCUCAAAGCAGCGUCCAGCUUCUUCAGAGUGACUUGGCAAAGCAUAUGAAUAUUUUGAGAGCUAUUCAGGACCAGAUUGCUGAAGCCCAGCAGAUAAACGAUCAGAUGACGAAUGAGAACAAUGAUUUGGCCAACUACAUCAGGGAGCAAUAUAACGUCGCUGGGCUUAGUGGACAUAUCGAUCCAGUUGUUCAGUUCAAUAAGUUAUUCGAACACUACGAGAGUAAUAACGCUAAAUUGAGGGCCGAAAUAAGAGCUGAAGAGCAAAACAAUUUGGAUGUGUUGGACGAAAUAAACGUUAUAGAUAACGAAAUGGAAGAUAAGAAAUACGAGGAAAGUCAGUUGCUUGAGGAGUUGAAUGCACGCAAUAGCACCGUUAUUGGCUAUCAAAAAAGAAUCGCCCAACUGCAAAAGCAACUUAGCCAACAGUAAAGUGAAGAGAAAGGCGACAUGAAUAUUGAAAUGUUAUAUCAAAUCGAAUUGUUACCUGCAACUUUACGCAAUAAAUAAUGUUUCAAUAGCGGUCUACUUUUAUUGUACAAAAGUCUAGGAAUAAAUGUUAACAAGA
Aedes aegypti (yellow fever mosquito) is the source of this 1761-nucleotide messenger RNA. RefSeq lists its product as uncharacterized. The transcript has 2 exons. Bases 129 to 1625 code for a protein of 498 amino acids. Gene Ontology annotation, molecular function: protein binding. Lineage: Eukaryota; Metazoa; Arthropoda; Insecta; Diptera; Culicidae. The record is from RefSeq and is a predicted model, not a curated record.